UGCAGACAGACACAGAUGGCAACGAGUGAAUACGGUAAAAAGCAGCAGGGGUGGUAUCGAUGGUUGGCUAGCCUUCUAUUGCGACAUUAUAGCUAGCCGCAGAUAGAUUGUACAUGUAAAUGGUUUACUGAUUUUUCAGAUUUAUAUGGUUGCUUCCUAAAUUCAUAGUUUUGAAGGAAAUUGUUGAGCUCACCUGAAUCAUCGUUUUAUUUAUAAUUAUAAUUCCCUUGUUGCACACACCAACUAUGUCGUAAGUGAAAUUAUAAAUCGACCAACUAGCGUUCACUUUCCCACCACACCACAUCCGAUUUUGGAAAAUGUUUUGAUGGUGGACGUCAGAAUGAUUUUUGUAUUUUUUUUAUUUCCGAGGCUUUCUCUGUCAUUUCUCUGAAGUGAAUGUCAGCAACAGGUGUCUUGUAGAGUUAUAGCCAGUUAGUGAUUAAUUCUUACAGCAGGUUACUAACGUUAGCUAGCUAAUGCUAACUCUAGCAGUUGGAUGAGUACAAUAGCUAGCCCAGUGUCGUUAGCGUGUUCACAUGCGAACAAAGCAGUCUUUAUCCAAAACGGCUUGCUAAUAUUUACUUUGUAGCUAGCUACCUAGCACUACGUAAAUAGUUUUUACAGCGACCACGUUUUCUAGCCUAGCAUUGCUAGCUAGCCAGCAAAAUGGGUUAGUUUGCGGUUAUGGUGUUGACCAAACAGUUACUCUGUCAUAGCCAGACACCCCAGUUGAACUGCAAGUCUCUACUGAACAGUUUAUUCAGCUUGCUUGUUAUUGGAGCAUUCCUGCAAUUCAAUUCCUCUGGCUGGACAAGGUGGUCGCUGGGAUCUCCUAAAGUCAUGCCAUGGUGCUACGAAAAUUACUGAGAAAACGUUGGGUGCUAGGUGUGGUGUUUGGACUUUCUUUGAUCUACUUCUUAACCAACACCCUGAAACAGGAGGAGAGAACCCUAAGGGAUCGCACCCUGUUGGAGGCCAGGGACCCGGACCACCGGAUCCCAUGGAAGGUCAGGUUUAACCUGGGCAACAGUAGCAGGCCGAUCACUCAGUGCCGGAACUCCAUUCAGGGCAAGACGCUGCUCACAGAUGAACUGGGUUAUGUGUGUGAGAGGAAGGAUCUGCUGGUGAACGGUUGCUGUAAUGUCAACGCUCUGAGCUCCAGACGGUACAUCUGUAAAAGUUGUCUGGCCAACGGCUGCUGUAACAUCUACGAGUACUGUGUGUCCUGCUGCCUCCAGCCUGAUAAGCAACGUCUACUAGAGCAUUUCCUGAACAGAGCUGCAGACGGCUUUCAGAACCUCUUCACCGCCGUGGAGGACCACUUUGAGCUGUGUUUAGCUAAGUGUCGGACUUCAUCGCAGAGUGUCCAACAUGAAAAUACCUACAGAAAUCCACAAGCAAAAUACUGUUAUGGAGAAAAUCCACCUGAACUCCGGCCUAUUUGAUUGUUCGAUCCUCUGGGACCUAUGAGACUGUAAAGAAACUAAUAAUAGUCCAACUAAGAGCCAAGGGACACACCUUGAUGCUCCUUGAGAAGACAGGCUUCAUCUUGUGCCCCAUACUGGCCUUGAACAGUCUGAUACCAUACAGUGCCUUCAAGAACACCAGAGCAAUAUACUGUAUAGAGGGAGUUUGGCAAACUUUGACUGACAAUAACGGACACCAUGUUGAACCUUUUGAAGUAAUAAUGUGAGUAAUCGUCUCUACAUAUGGCUCUGAAGAACACUAUCGUAACCUCACAACUAUGGACAAAUACUUUGUGAUUUUUCUAUAUUAUUUACACUUCAUAAGUGCAUAGCUUCAUAACUUCAUCAGUGAUGAUCAUCAGGUCUCAUUCACUCACCAGUUGGGAUUCGCCUCAUGCUGCCCAUUGUUUAACAUCAUGGGCGUGUUCAUUAGGGCAUGCAACUGAAAGUGUUUUAAAACGUUUCGCAACAUAACUAAAAUGUGGGUUUCUUAUUGGUUAAGUCCCUCCCUGUUUAAGUUGUUUUCUUCCAUUUGGUGCUAAAUGAACAUGACCCAUGUUAUAAAGGUUUUUAUUUCAAGCCUGAUCAAUGUACUGAAGGAUGGUAUUGGUUAAGUCUUCAUUGUUGAGAAACAUACUACAAAGAAUGUGUCAUCACUUGUGUGUAGUUGUGCAUGCAUAUUGACUGAUGGCUAUUUAAUAACGUGACUGAAAGUAAUCGGCUCACGGUUUACGUUGCAAUGUCUAUUUUUCAGAUCCUUUCAGAAUAAUUAUCAGUAUUGCAUUUUGUAUAGAAAUUGUAUCUAUUUUACACUAUGAAAGAAUUCUAUAUUAUGAUGACUAAAGACCCUAUAGUUUAUCUGGGGUCAGAGAGCUGUAUCAACAUGUAGAAUUGGCAUAUUUUGAUUGAAUAUAUGACAAAAUAACUUUUUCAACAUUGUUUUUUUUCAUUGUCAAUAUACAUUUUCUUUCUGCUGUG
Molecule: messenger RNA, 2444 nt
Organism: Salmo salar (Atlantic salmon)
Lineage: Eukaryota; Metazoa; Chordata; Actinopteri; Salmoniformes; Salmonidae
Source: RefSeq, a predicted model, not a curated record